Messenger RNA from Siniperca chuatsi (mandarin fish), 2040 nucleotides. RefSeq names its product TP53 induced glycolysis regulatory phosphatase a (gene tigara). The record is from RefSeq and is a predicted model, not a curated record. The transcript has 6 exons. Gene Ontology annotation, molecular function: fructose-2,6-bisphosphate 2-phosphatase activity. The coding region runs from base 263 to 1072 and encodes 269 amino acids. Gene Ontology annotation, cellular component: cytosol. Gene Ontology annotation, biological process: fructose 2,6-bisphosphate metabolic process; negative regulation of programmed cell death; regulation of pentose-phosphate shunt. Lineage: Eukaryota; Metazoa; Chordata; Actinopteri; Centrarchiformes; Sinipercidae.
GUUGCGUUAUACAUGUUAACUGAUCACCGGUUUUGUAUUUCCUAACUUUAUUCAGCCAAGCAGAAGAGGGCUGUAGUAGCCAACCUACCUAUUAACGAGCAUUUCUGUCUGCACCGUAAAUUUGGAGCGGCGUCCUGUGGUCGGGUUCAACCUGUUAUCUGAUCACUGUAUCUGUGGCCGGAGUGGUCCGCAUUUCUGUGCGUCAACUUCAUUUCCUCUCAAGGCGCGAGACGCAUUCUGUCUUCAAAGUACCGCACAGUUAAUGCGAUAUUACUCCGCCGUUAACUUCCAGAGCAUGAAAGCGCUAACAUUUGGGCUAACCCUGGUUCGACAUGGGGAAACACAGUACAAUAAAGAAGGCCUGCUACAAGGCCAGGCUAUAGAUUCACACUUGUCUGAGAUCGGGCUGCAGCAGGCCGAGGCUGCAGGCCGUUACCUGAAAGAUGUCAAGUUCAGCAACGUGUUUGUCAGUGAUAUGAUGCGGGCCCAGCAGACUGCUGAAACAAUAAUGAAACACAACAGCAGUUGUUCUGGUCUACAGAUGGUGUGUGACCCUUUACUUAAAGAGAUAAACUUUGGGAUAGCAGAGGGGGGACGGGUGCAGGACGUGAGAGAGAUGGCCAAGGCAGCCGGGCAGUCGUUUCCGGGCUUCACCCCUCCAAAGGGGGAGACUCAGGAACAGGUGAAUGAGCGGGUCAAAGAGUUUUUGGAGAAAAUGCUCCAUCAAAUUGGGGCCGAACACUUGCAUGGCAGAGGGGAGGAUAGAACCUCCUUAUCUGCUCCACCAGAAACAUCUCCUGCGGAGGGAAAGGCAGACGAUGGGGUCAGGGGCAUUCCUGUCCAUGCUUUGGUUGUCACCCAUGGGGCCUACAUGUGCGUGGCAGUGCGCCACUUUGUGGAGGAUUUACAUUGCACCUUGCCUCCGGGUUCUGACAAAGCACAUAUGUACUCUUUAAGUCCUAACACAGGUCUGUGUCGGUUUAUACUAAUCAUGACAAAAGAGGACGACAGGUUCAAAUUGUCAGGGAUCCGCUGUGUGUUCGUCCACAGAGGGGACCAUGUUAAACAGUAGGAGCUAGAUGAUCGGAGGUUUUUAAAAAAUGUUUAGGAGAUAACUAAGAGACAAUGUGAAAAAGCUUCAGAGACUGAAAGUUUACAAUUUAGGUUAUGUUAUUUAUCGGUUCUGUAUUUAUUUUUCAUUUGGUGCUCAAUCACCUCACAAUACAGUGUAUUCAAAUUUUGAAGUCAAUGACUAAGAUUUUUCUAGUUGUUCAAUAUAAGCAUGUUUUGACAAUGGAAAUAUCAAAGAAAAAAUCUUAGGCCAAGUAUUUAGAUGCUGUUUAUUAUUGUAUCUUAAAAAAGCAUUAUACAAUACUUUAUUUAAUUCAGAAAUCCAGUUUAAAAUAACCAAGAUAUGGAUUAAAUAAUACAUAUAAUGCAUCCUCAUUAUUUUAUUCAAUGCCCUACAACAAAAUGUUUUAUAUUCAGGGUUUGAAGGCUGUUUCAUGAGUUGAUCACCUUUAUUUAAACUCAGAUAGACAGUUUGUGUUGCAGGGCAAUGUCAUCAUCACUUUGUUCCUGUCUGGCUGUUCAUUGCUGUACAUGUCGGCAGCUAUGUGCUCUAAUGAGUCUGUGUGCAAAAUGCACAAAUGCAUGCCAAGAAACAGUGCAUACUAGCUACUUGUUGUACUGUUGUAUGUUUGCAUUGUUUCUCUACUUUUCACUCCACUCUCAGUGUAAAACAAAAAUAUUUAUAGUCGAUAAACAUUACUUCUUCAAUACCAUAAACAAGAGAAUGUACAGUAUGUGACUACUGAACUGGAUUGUAUGAAGAAAAACAUUUUACAGAUUCAAUGGCUGUUAUCACUGGGACUCUGUAUUUGAAACACUUUAUUAAGUAGGAAUGCUGUCAGACUUGAGCAGUUUAGUAUAUUUCUUGAAUAAGAAAAUGUAGCUGUUAAAUAUUUCUGUAUCAUAGUAGUAUCUGUGGAAACUUGCCAACAGCGAUGUCUUUUUCUGAUAAAUCUCCCUAAAAAUCCA